AUGCGUUCCCAAUACUUCUCCGCCCUCCUCCUCAGCACCCUCGCGGCCGCCUGCCCCCUCGCCCACCGACAAGCCGCCACCGCCACCGCAGCCGCCCCCGGCGCCACCCCAACCCCCGGCAGCGGCAGCGGCGGAUCUGGCGGCGGAUCCAAGGUGGACAUGGCCAAGGCGAUCGCGGCCGUGAUGCCGCAGUCGAGCUCGUGCGACGGCGCCGACUUCCCCGACGAGUGCCGCACCGCCGAGCAGGCCGCCCCCUUCAUCUCCGAAGCCUGCGCCGAUCUCAGCGACGGCGAAUGUGCCGCCACGGUCGCCCUCAUGGGCCUGGAGAGUGUCGAUAUGCGCUUCAAGCAUAAUGUCAGCCCGGGCCGCCCGGGCCAGGGGACCGCGAAUAUGCAGAUGGCGGAUUUCAACAAAGAAUACGCCUCGGAGCUCUUCGGCGCGGACAAGGUGGCGGGCAAGUCGCCCGACGAGAUCCUGGCCAUGGUGAUGCCCGACGAGCACAACUUUGGCUCGGCGGCCUGGUUCCUCAAGACCAAGUGCGCCGACGUGCGCGACACGCUCAAGGCCGGCACCGACGCCGGCUGGUCCGCCUACAACCAGUGCAUUGGCGUCGACGGGUCGCUGCCGGAUCGCAUGAAGUAUUGGACGGCGGCGAAGGCCGCGUUUGGGCUGUGA
This is a messenger RNA of Chaetomium globosum CBS 148.51, 675 nucleotides long. RefSeq lists its product as uncharacterized. NCBI's taxonomy places the organism in Eukaryota, Fungi, Ascomycota, Sordariomycetes, Sordariales, Chaetomiaceae. Bases 1 to 675 code for a protein of 224 amino acids. The record is from RefSeq and is a predicted model, not a curated record. The transcript is spliced from 2 exons.